This is a messenger RNA of Aspergillus puulaauensis, 663 nucleotides long. Its product is annotated as glutathione S-transferase family protein. NCBI's taxonomy places the organism in Eukaryota, Fungi, Ascomycota, Eurotiomycetes, Eurotiales, Aspergillaceae. The record is from RefSeq and is a predicted model, not a curated record. Bases 1 to 663 code for a protein of 220 amino acids. The transcript has a single exon.
AUGCUCCCAAUCACCCUCUGGUCCCACGCCAUCGGCCCCAACCCAUGGAAGGUCGCGGCAAUCCUCGAAGAGCUCGAGAUCCCGUACAAUACCAAGAUGAUCAAUUUCGCCGCUGCAAAAGAAGAGCCCUUCCUCUCCAUCAACCCCAACGGCCGUCUCCCGGCAAUCGAAGACCCAAACACGGGCAUCACGCUCUGGGAAUCCGGCGCAAUUGUCGAGUAUCUCAUCUCGCAGUACGACAAAUCACAUAAACUCAGCUACGACGACCUGAAGCCUUCCGUCCUUUGCCGACAGUGGCUCUUCUUCCAGGUCUCCGGCCAGGCACCGUAUUUCGGACAGGCCGCGUGGUUUACCAGAGCGCAUCCCGAGAAACUGGAUAGUGUCAUCCAGCGAUUCUGCAAAGAGGUUGUGAGGGUUACUGGUGUUUUGGAGAAGGCGUUGCAGGAUAACGGGGGUCAGUGGCUUGUUGGGGAUAAAUGUACCUAUGCGGAUCUGAGCUUUGUGCCGUGGCAGCAGAAGGCGCGUACCUUUGGUGGGGAGGAUUUGUAUCAAAGGUAUCCUCUUGUUGGGGCUUGGAUGGAGAGGAUGGAGAGACGGCCUUCUGUUGUGAAGGUGAGUAAGGACCAAGAGGAGGCAGUUGUGGCGGCUGGGGGGAGGGUUUAG